GCAGAGGCUGACCGGCUUCGCUCUCUGCCUGCACCCAGCAGGUUGGGUGUGAAUGGACCAGGCCUGGGAUGGAGCCCGCGGGCCUCGGCCGAGCACAGCCAGCAUCCAAGUGUGGGAGCUGAGCUCACAAGGCCUGCACAACCCCCAGCCUCGGAGCAAGGCCCCAGGCCGCCGUGGGCAUGGCCACAGCGAGCAGCUGGCGGAGGAGUGCCUGUCGCCCGCCAGGCUGCAGGCCCUGGCCCAGGUCGAUGACCUCCGACUGGUGAGCGUGCUGGAGAUGUGUGUCAACACCCGUGAGAACAGCCUGGGGAGCUUCGGGCUGCACCUGCCCAACCUCAGCCAGCUGAAGCUGAACGGCAGCUGCCUGGGCUCCCUGAGGGACCUGGGCACCUCUCUGGGCCGCCUGCAGGUGCUCUGGCUGGCCCGCUGCGGCCUGGCCGACCUGGAUGGCAUCAGCUCCUUUCCUGCCCUGAAGGAGCUCUACGUCUCCUACAACAACAUCUGGGACCUGAGCCCGCUGUGCCUGCUGGAGCAGCUGGAGGUGCUGGACCUAGAAGGCAACUGCGUGGAGGACCCGGGGCAGCUGCGUUACCUGCAGCUGUGCCCGCGGCUGGCCACGCUCACCCUGGAGGGCAACCCACUCUGCCUGCGGCCAGGCUCUGGCUCAACCCACCAGGUGCCCCAGGGCUACAACUACAGGGCAGAGGUCAGGAAGCUCAUCCCCCAGCUGCAGGUCCUGGACGAGCUGCCCGCCGCGCACACGGGCCUGCUGGCCUCUCGGAAGCUGGACCAGGACUGGCUCCUGGUGAAGGAGGCCAUCAAGGAAGGCUGCACCCUAGACAGCCUGCUCCCCAGGCCCGGUACACGCAGCCGCGCCCAGGGGCCUCGGGCUGGGGCCACCCCGCCCGCCCUGCGGACCACCCCUGAUAGCCCCAGGAGGGGCCGCACCCCGCUGGGGGGACUCCUGGCUGACCAACUGGCGUGCGCCUUGGUGAUCUCUGAUUUUGACCCUUGGGCAGAUCGAACCCACUGCUCCCCUGAGCUGUGCCUGCCUGAGACCCAGCCCCGGGCCCCCAGGCGCUGGCCUCUCUCCCUGCUGGUUCCUGGGGUGCCCCUGCCUGAAGGCCUCCUUCCCAAGGGCCCAGCCCCAGAGGAUGACGCCAGCAACCUCACCCACGGCGCCGGCCGGGUCCUCUGUGGGAAUCCCACCAAAGGCCUGCGGGAGCAUCAGCACCGGCGCCAGGCUGGGGUGCACCCAGAGAAGCUGCCCUCUCCCAGGCCAGAAGAGCUGGCCCCCAGGGCCUCCGCCUCAAGGCCUGACCCUGCCGACGAUCGCGACCUCCUGGCCUGGGCUGGGCUUCAGGCUUUGAGGGAGCUGCGCCUUCGGUGGGUGCCCCCUGCCCCACACCCCAGCCCUGCCACCCUAUGUGCUCUGAUUGGGGUAGGGGGGCGGGGCUUGUGGCUGGGACCUGCCUUGGCUGAGUGGUUCCCGGUCCCUGGGUGGCUGGAGGGUCAGGUCACGGGAGCCCAAGGCUGCCCCAAGUCACACUCCUCUGGGAUCUGCUCCAAAGGAGGAGCAGGCUGCAACCUCCCCCGCCCACACCCCAGCCCCCUUCCCAGUAGGUGCCCAGAGUCCUGGGAGGAGAGGGCCACAGCCCCCUGGGGCCCACAGAGGGGCCCUGAAGAGCAAGAGGACAAGGCUGGGCCCAAGCCUCACCGCAGCCCCCUAAGCCUGGCCCCAGGUAGCCUGCCCCACAGAGCCAGCACCGCUGGGCUGAGUGCUGUCUUUCCUCCUUUCCCAGAGUCUUCCAGGACCUCGGGGUACAACCUGAUCCCCUGUCCCCCCAAGUCCUUCAUGCCAGACCAGGGCCGCAACUCCUGGGGGUCCGCAGAUCUACAGUUCCGGGGGCGUAGGCUCAGAACCCUGGGUAGUUUGGGGCCUGGCCUGGGUCAGGGGCUGGCUCCAGUGACUGCUCUGAGAGCCCAAGAAUUGACCUCGGGCCCCAGUCCUCAAGCAGAGGGAUGUCCAGGCCCAAAGCCAGCCCCAGACUCAGCAGCCAGACCCCCAGCCUCCGGUGCAUGCCGCACCUGACACUCACCACCCCAGCCCGACCCCACCCUCGUGUACACCCCUACCCACUGCCAGGCCGGCCUGCCUAGUGGCCAAGGGCCCCAGGGCAAUUGUGGAAGGCCCAGCGUGCACUCCGGCCUCACAGAAUGCAGAGCGCCUGGGCAAGCAUGCUUGGAGGGGAGAAGUGGGCCUGGUACAGGAGAGGACCCUCUUGGUGGAGGGAAGUCAGGAGCUGGGACCACCAAGGGGGGAAGAGGUUGAGCCCAGGAGAGAACGCACAAGUCCCCACCACUGGCCCAGCCGCCCACCUCUUCCAUGAGGCCUGGCCUUCCCUGAGGAGCAGGCCUGAGAGAAAGCAGGUUGGGCCCUGGCCAAGGUGGCUGGAACGGGGCCCUGGCCAGCCCUUGGCCAGCCCACCAGGGCUCUAAGCCACCCUCGGGCUGCUGCGGUCCCAAGUAGAGGCACUUGCCGCCGGCCAACCCUGGUGGAC
This is a messenger RNA of Capra hircus (goat), 2561 nucleotides long. It is a transcript of the gene LRRC56, whose product is annotated as leucine rich repeat containing 56. The transcript is spliced from 10 exons. Gene Ontology annotation, molecular function: protein binding. Lineage: Eukaryota; Metazoa; Chordata; Mammalia; Artiodactyla; Bovidae. Bases 53 to 2092 code for a protein of 679 amino acids. The record is from RefSeq and is a predicted model, not a curated record.